AUGGUUGACAUUUUAUUUGUUUUGCCUACAUGGCAAGCUAUCCUCCUUUGCCUCUUAUUCGCGGUGAUUUAUGUUAGUAGCUUGUACAUAUGGGGUGGAUCGACAAAGGACAAAAAUAGGUACUUAAAUAUAAACUCCUUUAAAUGUACGCUUUAAUAGUUUUAUUCGAAUUGAACAUUACAUUAUCUGCAACCAAUUAACGAGGUCAGAAUAAAUUGAAUAAUUAUUUUAUUUUCGAUAACUAUAUUUAAAUUAAAGUAAAGACAAAAUUAUAUUAAGUGUGAAUACUGAUUCUAUAAUCAAAAUUAAUCACAUAUAUGGAUUGCACUGUUGCUAAAUGAAUGAACAAUUAACUCAAGUAUGAAUGGUCAGCAUUACCUUAAGUCUUAUAACUUAUAGUCCUUUAGUCGUUUAGGCCUCUAACUCUAGUGCUUCAUCAAUGUCGCCAAUGCCCAUGCUGUUAACGUUGAAGUAAUAAUCAAGUUUAAAGGUAGAUUUUGAUUUAGGAACUUAGGUAACAAAAAUCAAAAUUUAAAAAAAUAUUUCAUUACAGUUACAUAGAGCAAAUUUCAAAUAAAACAAUUAAUAGGGACGUCGGUAUAGACCGGAAAUACCCGAAAAAUGGGUAUCGUAUUUUCGUUGUCAUAAUGGCGACAUCUACUUUUUAAUUUACUGAGGGUAUCGUUGUUUCGCGUUUCAUAAUCGAUUUUUAGCAUAAUAAUAUAAUUUUACUUCCGCCAAUUACUUAAAGCCGACAUCUUUCCUGUUAUAUUAAGAGUUCGUUUGAUUUUUUGGGUCAAGAUUAAAGCUUUGAAAAUUGAAUUUAAAAAUUGGUCAACUUCACUCAAGAAUAACUUUUUUUUUAAAAUGCGCUCUUAAAUAAAAAUACUCCGCUCUUUUAGUUUAUAUGUUCAUUUUAAAACAUAUCCAAAAUUCAUGAGUGUAGACCAUCGGUGGGCUUCAAAAACGAAUUUCCAAGAUGUCAUUUUUUAGGCUAUGUAAUUUGUCAUCAUGGCCACCGUGCUUGUCUGCUUAUUUCCAAUUAUCGAUAGCAGCCGUGGGGUAAUUAAUAAUUCAUUAAGUUGGUUAUCCAGAGUGUAAAUGGGAAAUAUAACUAAUAAUAAAUCAUUUUAUAUAAAUAAAAAAUGUUUUAUAACAUAAAUAAUUAUUAUUGGCUUAUUGAAUAUCAGUGAUUUUAAUUUUUGGGUUGGUUGCCAUGGACCUGGCUGACACUGACAUGGGAAUGAUAAGCUCUUGUCUUUCACUUAGAUGGUGAUAGGCUUAGUUUAAGUAUUUUAAUAGUAUUUAUUAUUUAUACUAUUAUAAAUGAUUUAAGGAGUGAGAUAAAUAGCUUUUAUUACAACUAAUAUAUUUAUCAUUUAUAUUAGUUUAUAUAUUUAUAGAUAAAUAUUUAUUUGUAUAUAUAAUAUAUAUAUAAUGACCAUUAGGCUAGAGGCCUUGUAUACAUAUAAUAUAGUAUAAUACAAAGUAUACUAUAUCAGGGUUAAGGCCUAGACCCGACCCAACUAAUUUGUAGGGCCUAUUAUAAUAAAUUAUAUUUAAUGAUAUUUUAGGAUAUGUAAUAAAAUUUUAUUGAAUAUUGUGAUUCUUACUUAAGGCAUAAACUAAGUAAAACAUUUUGAAAUAUUCACUUACCUUUGGUAUUGAAAUAUCCUAUAUUUAAUCACAUAUCACAAUAUUCCACAAGAGAAUUAUUAUAUAAUCCUCGGUUUCUCAAAGAAAAAACACACUUUCUGGCACUACAAUCCAAGAAUUACUUAAGAUAUUAUUAAAGAACAAUCAUAAUAACCCGUACUUACCUCUAGUAAAUGACUAGAACUUAUUUUAUUAACAGCUAAAGUCAAAGUUGAUUCUAAUAAUACAUGUGGAUUUGUAAAACAAGAUUACAAACUUUAAAUAAAUGACAUGCUGAUUGUUUUGUCAUACUCAUAGGAAUAAUAUAAUAUAUAGUAUACAUAUGUAGAAAAUGGUAAAAUAAAAAGUAUAAUUGUCAAUUUUAAAUAAAUAAAACAAAUAAUCCCUUUAUUAUUUGUUUAUGCUUAUAAAUGCUAAACAAUUCCACAGAAAAUCUGCAAUUAAUAUAUAAAGAAUAUUAUUAUUAUUAUGAUUUUUGGGAAAUUAAAAACAAAAUUAAAACAAAAUUUUAAUUAAUUAAUUACAAAUAAGUGAUGUGUCAGCAUUUUUAUACAUUGUUAAUAUUAUUAAUAGGCAAAUAAUAAAGUGUUUUUUUUUUAAUAUUUGCGGCACAUUAACAAAAACUAAUGUAUAUUUUGUGGCUUUAUUUAGAAGUACUCUUAUUUAAUUAUGUUCCCUGUAAAUAUUAUAUUUUUGUCUCAUUUUAUAAUAAAGUUAUAGGCGUUAAAAAAAAAAGCAAAAUGAGGGUCACAAAUGUGGAGGAAAAUCCCAUAGUAAAAAAGUGGUUUUGAGGUCCCUACUAAAAAAUUCAUAACUUUUGAACCACUUGAGCUAGAAAGUUGAUCUUGGUGUUUUUGUAAUCUAUUCUCCAGCUGUAGUAUUUUUAUAUUUUUAAAAAUGUUUUGAAAUUUUCAUCAAAGUGGCUACAAUUAAACCAGAAUUAACUUUCUAGCUUAGAGCUUUUUGAGUUAUGAUUUAAAAUCUGAGUUUUUUUGGUAUUUUGGUAAAGGCAAAGAGUAGGGAAUGAUUUAAUAUGUGAGUUCGUUUGGUAUUUUGGUAAAGGCAAAGAGUAGGGACCUCGGUAUGAUCCGCAAAGUGCCGAAAACCCGGGUAUUGUGAUUUCGUUAACAAAAGGGAAGUGUUAUCCACACAGCUCUGUGAAUAAUGUUGAGCGUUAUCGGCAGACCGAAAUCUUCGAAAAAUGCAGAGCGUUAUCGGCAGACCGAAAUCUUCGAAUAAUGCAGAGCGUUAGUGUUAGACAGAAAUGUUCCCAUAAUUACGCAAAUUUCUAGAAAUAAUUAGGAUCACAUUCCAAGCAGGGGUGGGGGCGUAGUUUAAGUAGUGUAGGAUAGAUCGAUCUUUAAUGAGUAUGGCACAAACACAUCUCAAAACGGAAGCUACCGGUAUGCACAAGUUAAAUUUAAUAGGCCUAACUAUAGCCUAUAUAUUGGAUAUAGGACAAUUAAUUGUGCCUACAUCUGCUCUGUUAGGGGCCAACAUAGGAUCUAUUCGACCUAUAGAGUGUUACUAAUAGAUCCAGUCAAGCCUCCUACUCCUACUCCUAGACAUAACUAAUUUUCUGGUAUUUCCUUUUAAAUGUUAUACCAGUAAUAAAAAUGGUACCGGUAUUCUUCAUGUAGACUCACUUUCACCCAUUGUAGAGAUGUCUUUAAAUCAUGUCAAAGCUUGAUAGGAUAUCGUUAAGUUUUUUUAAAGCUCUAUGAUAUAUCACGUAGUCCAGAAAUGUUCUGUCAGAAACAGUGUUAUGAUGCAGAGAGGUGUCUGCAUCAGGCGGCCAUGUGAGAGACGGGGAGGGGUAUAUAGGCCCUACAUCGAUAAUAACAGAAUCUAAUCCUGUUUAAGUUUAAGGCUAGUAUUUUUUCCUCAUCCUUGAAGGUGUCCCUAAGUCUACCCAGCUCUGGCCUUAGCUGGGAAAAGUAAAGGUGGCUGGUUAUUGCGCUGGCCAUACACUCAAACUUGUAAACGCUGCUUCAAUUGCCCCAAGGGAACUUUACUUCCCAAAGACUCGCAAUGCAUCCUACGACCAGCAGGGUUCCAAUUAAUUUUUGUAUGCUUUUUUUGUUUUUAGACCCAUAGUUACAACAGUGGCAGUAUGGCUUUUUGUUUCAAUAUCAACAUUUAUUUUACAAGGGCUAAAAUUGUUGAUGUCAAUGAUAUUGAUAUGUUUUAAGUACGGUACCGGUAUGUGCAUUUCAUGUCAUCACUAAGUGUUAUUUCAACUAUUUCUGGAGCGGCAUAUUGUGUCCCUACUUAUUAUGAUACUUAUUAGAAAAUAAAAUGAAACAAAUAAAACGUGACAUAUUUUUUCAGCUAAACAUUAAUACACAACUCUGAGAUAUAAAAUAUUUGAAUAAGUAAGUUAUUAAUAUUUAUUUGUUUAUUAGAGAAAAAACAAAUGGAUGUUAAAGUCUAUGAGUCGAAUUAUACAAAGAAAAUUAAACAGUCAAAAGAGCUAAAAGUAUAUCACAAUGUACAGUUAGAACAGCUGUAUCUGACUUAAACAUGGUUUAUGCGGCUCAUCUGCAUGUCCAUGUUGUUUACAGUUAGAAUUAUACAAAGAAAAUUAAACAGUCAAAAGAGCUAAAAGUAUAUCACAAUGUACAGUUAGAACAGCUGUAUCUGACUUAAACAUGGUUUAUGCGGCUCAUCUGCAUGUCCAUGUUGUUUACAGUUUUUUGACGAAACUUGAAUGAACAUUCUAACAAAAUAGAUUGAAACUAGAAUUUUGAAUACUUGCGUUGUUGGACAGAAUGAAAAGUAUAAUAAAAUUGUAUAAAUAAAAAGUGUAACAUUAGUAACAAAACUAUAUGAAAAUAAUAAUAAUAGAAAAACUAUGUGAACAGAAUAAGAAAGCUAUAUGAAGAAUAUAAUUAUAAUAUAACAAUACGAAAUAACCAUUAAAUAUUUUUGUUAUUUUAUUUAUAAGAAGUAGCUUCCCCGAAGGGGAAUCGAACUCUGGUCUUGCGGGUGACAGGCAGAGAUACUGACCACUACACUACCGAGGAGUAUUUACAUGCGAACUCUGUAUUUUAUAUUCAUAAUUUAAUUUAUCACAUUCUGCGAAUAACGGCGAGCGUUAUCCGCACAGCUCUGUGAAUAAUCACUUUGUUAACAAAAUGGCGACCUCCACUUUUUAAUUUACUGAGGGUAGCGAUGUUUCAGAUUUUUUUUGCAUAAGUUAGUUUUGUUAAUAAUUUCUACUUCCACCCUAAUCUUAAAGCAGACAUGUUUGUUGUUUAUUUGACACUUUUCUUUUAGAAAAAAUUUGAUGGUUUGACGUUGAAGAUUAAUGGUAAAUAAUAGCAAAUUUGACUUAUUCAUAUUUUUGUGUGGAAAAUAUAAGUUUAAAAAAAGAAAAUACCAAUGUUAGAUGAAAGCAUAAAUGACAACAUAUCCAAAAUUCGUGAGGUGUGCAUAGGUGAGAAAUUUUUGCAAAAAAUUUUUGUCACAUGUGUCCCAAAAUUACCUAUUAUGGAUAAUUGACGUUUUUGUAGGAAGUAACUUGAUUUACACUGGAAAUACAGCAUAUUACCCACUAAUAACAUUUUAAAACAAAGCAACAAAUUAACACACCAGUACUUUUUAUCUGAUGCUUUCAUUUUGAGUGGGGGAGUGGGAUGAAUAGCCUUAGCCUUAUUGUUAUUACAACUAAAAGUAUAUAUCCUAUGCAUAGUAUAGUAUAGCCUAUAGUAUAGGCCUAGUAACAUCCCAACUUAUUAUUGCUGGACCUAUUAAUAAAUUAUAGGUAAUGAUAUUUUAGGCCAUGUAAUCAUAUUUUAUUAUUUAAUGACAAUUAUGAUUCUUACAUUUUUAAAAUUAAAAUGUUUAAAAAAAAUAUAAAGUUACCUUUGAUAUUGAAAUAUCCUGUAUUCACUCAAAAAUCACAAUAUUCCACAAGAAAAUUAUAUAAUCCUCAGUAUUCUUCAAGAAAUAACACACUUUCUGAUACAAUAAUCCAAGAAUUUCUUAAGAUAUUAAUAAAGAACGAUCAUAAAAGCUUGUACUUAGCUCAAGCAAAUUACCAGAACUUAUUUUAGCUUAUAGCUAUCAACAUCCAAAGUUGAUACAUGUUGAUUUGUGAAGCAAGAUUACUAUUUUUUUGGUCAUAUUCAAAUAGGACUAAAAUACAUACAUAGAAAAUGGUAAAAUAAAAAAUAUAAUCGUCAAUUUUAUAUAAAUGAAUCAAAUAAUCCCUGUAUUAUUUGUUUAUACUGAUAAAUAUUAAACAAUUCCACAGAAAAUUUAAAAUCAACACCUGAAGAUUAUUAUUAUUAUUAUUAAAUUGGGGAAAUUUACAAAAUUUAUAUUUAAAAAAUAUUAAUUAAUUAAUACAAAUAAGUGACGAGUCAGCAUAUUUUAUUAAUUUUUUAAUAAGGAAAAUUAUCAAGAUUAAAAAAAAAAAAUUUUGGAAUAUUAACAAAAACUAAAAUUGUAUUUUGUGACUUUAUUUAGAAGAACUCAGAUUUAACUGUGUUCCCUGAAAAUAUUAUAUUUUUGUCUCAUUUUAUAACAAAGUUAUAGCCAUACAAACAGUAGCAAUAUGAGGUUGACGAAAUGUGGAGAAGGAUUUACAUAAUGUGCUGGCUAUAAGGGUCUAGUGAAAAAGUGCUUUUGAGCUCCUUACUAAAAAAUUCAUAACUUUUGAACCGUUUGAGCUAGAAAGUUGAUCUUGGUGUUUUUGUAAACUUUGUGCUCUAUACAGCUGUAGUAUUUUUAUAUUUUUAAAAAUGUUUUGAAAUUUUCAUCAAAAUGUCUACAAAGAGAUAGCCCCAUGAUGUAUCACAUGGCCGUCAUUUUGGUUGCAACGACCCAUGAACUUUUACGGGCUCACUGAUCAUGGCAACCAAGAUGGCCGAUGUGUAAAAAUAAAAUAACUCUCGUCUGCUAAAAUUAGGAAUAAAACGUUAAAAUAAAUGGAAAGAUUUUAGGCGGUACAUAAAUUUCAUGGUGAACUUAGAUGUUUUAUUUGUAUCCGUCUAGAUAUUUGGCAAGAAGUGACAACGACUUGCGACCUGCGGUGGCUCCCUUUCCUGGCAUAAUGUCAGCCGGUUCACACACACUAAGCCUAACCUAAAUCUAAACCUAACCUAAACCUAAAUGUAUCCCUAUUCCAUACCCUAAAACUAGCCCUAAAGCCUUAAGUAAAAACACGUGUGCAUCUCCAGUUACACACUCUGGCGGGGGGAGGGAGGGGGGAGUAAUAGAUACUUUCAUUUUCCCAAGGCAGCACAGGAUACGUCUCAGAAUGAAAUUGAUAAAUAAUUAACAUUCUUAGGUACAUAAAUAUCGGGAGUAGGAAAUAGGGUGUGUACAUUUUUACAUGGAUGACGAUAUCUUUAAAUCAAAUCAUAAUACCGUUGUAAAAAAAAAUAGAUGCUAUAUUCUCACUUUACCAAUUAAGAAAAUCAAUGACGUUAACAAAAGUACAUUUACAUAAUUAUACCCAUAAAUAUCAAAACCUAAUCAUUUUAUAGAAAUGAAAAUUUAAUUUUAAUAUAGAUGGGUUAAGAUUUUCUUAGAUAAAUUGAUAAUAAAUAUAGAGAGACAGACAGACUGAUGGAUUAGAUAGAUAGAUGGAUGGAUGGAGGGAGGGAUGGGUGGGUGGGUGGGACAGAUAGGACGGAUAGAUGGAUAGAUGAGGGAGGGUUGGGUGGAUGGGACAGAUAGGACGGAUAGAUGGACGGACAGACAGACAGAACUCUUCCUUAAAUAUUUGCGCUAAAGGGUUACUUUUAUUCGAUAAACUAUAUAUAAAAUUAAUGUCUAUAUGUAUGCGCCCCUAUACCAUUCAUCUGAUAGUGGUAAAACUUUUGUGAGUUGUUUUACACACGCCCGCAAAUGUUUCUGAAUUAUUAAACACAUUUUACAAUAUUCCGUUUUGGCCCUUUCAUGGGCUAAAUAUAAUUUCCAUAUGUGUUCCUAUAAAAUUCAUCCGAUUGCGAUAAAACUUUGGUAAGUUGUUGUGCGCACGCCUCCCAAAGAUUUUUGAAUUGGGUUAUCCAUUUUGAAAUAUUCCGAAAUUAUUUUUUUCUUAUAUGAACUAUAUAAAUAUAAUUUCAAGCAGAGUUAUUGCAUGGAUGAAUGGAAUUUAAUCUAAUACAAAUAGCAACAUUUCAUAUUGUGUAUGACAUAAUGAGUAGGUUUCUGAAUUAGUAUAAAAAUUUUGCUUUUGGGUCCGGGGGCCUUAAUUAUAUAUAUUUUUAUUAUUAUGUGAGAUAUAUAUAAAUAUAAUUUCAAACAGAACUACUGCAUGGGAUGAUCAAUCGCUACAAGUGUGUGGACUAAAUUUUGAAAAUCCAUGCUUCUCACGUGGACAGCUGUAUGUUGCCUGCUCACGUGUUGAAAAGCCUUUAAUUUAUUUGUGUGUGCACCAGACUGAAAAAAAAAAUAUUUCUUUUUAAAAAUUACUUUAAAAAACGUAAUUAAAACACAAACAAUUGAGUGGCAUGGUGACGCAUGCCAGGUUCUCGCUAGUUGUAAAAUAAAUAAAUAAUGAAAACCCAACUCACAGUUUCACUAAACAGAAUAUCCAGAAAAUGAAUAAAAUACAAUGCCGUCGAUGCCAAAUCCAUUUUAAAAUUAUAAUUAAGCAACCAAUAAGAAUUUAAUUCAAAACAUGUCAUUGUCAUAUGAAGAAAAAUUUAACUAGUAACAAAAAUGAAUCCAAAACAGUAACGUAACAACAUCUCUUUGCAUACUAGGUAUUUUUUACUAUGGCCAUGAUGGUCUACACCACCUCAUUUAAAAUAUACAAUAUUUUAUAAAACUUUUAUUUUCAGAAUGAAUGCUAUAUUAAAAGUAAUUUUAAUAAUGUUAUGCACCUAUAAAUAAUUUGUAACUCAUCUAUCAACUUUGGCACGCGACUAAUUAAUUAAAGCUUUCCGUGACCAAUAGUUUAAUAGUUUUUGCUCACUUCAAACUCUUAUGAAUGAAUUUCUGAGAUAGUAUUAUGAUAUAGCCAUUAUGCAAGUGGCUGUGAAUGGUUGCCCAAUACAACAUUUUGCACACGCAAAUUAUGAUAAUUUAUUAUAUGGACUCUACGGGUUUUUAAACCUCAAAUUAAAAUAACUUGUUUAAAUUACUUAUAUGUUUAUUUUAAAACACAAGUUAUCAAAUAAUUUGAUGUAAAUAGUAGUCAUAAUGAAUAUUUCCUAAGUAUCAGCAUCGUUAGCCAUUAGAAAGGGGGCGUGGACCUUGUGAUAAUGCAGGUUACUGGGACGAGCAUAACGAGCGCAGGACACGACUGACAUCAGUGAGAAUUGCCACACCUUUACAUCUAUAUAUAAUGCUUUACAAUAUUUAAUAUGAAAGACAUAUUCUUUAAAUUUAUUCAAAAAUUUUUGAGGGAAAGAUGCCUAAAAUAUACCUAAAAUUAAGGUCGAUCAGAAAAGGCAAAAAAGUACAUUGGACUGUAGGAUUAGAUGUCCCCUAUUAUGAACAUGUAGAAGAAUACCACAAUUUUAGGACAAAAUAUUCCUUUCAUUAAUGAAAAUGCACCAACAUCCAAAAAGUCGGAUUCUCCUGCUCCAACUCCCAUUUCCCAUACAAAAUUUUAAGUAGUCUCCCUUGCUUUACAGAAGUGCCUAUCUAAAUCAAUGCAAAAUUUACUUUUUAAUAUGGUUACUGCCCUUCCUUAACCUUCUUGAAGUAUGUACAUACUUUUGAAGUGACUGGGUAGAGCAAGUUUAGCCCUGUGUGAAUUAGGUUUCCCGGUGUGAAAUUUUUUUAUUUUUACAUUUCCUUGUCCCAUUGAAACCCUUUCACUUGUCAUCAGAUGACAUUUUAUUCUACAAUAUCUUCAAAAAAGAUCUAUAAUUGCAGUGCCCACUAUGUAAAAGCCAGCACAUUAUGUAUAUCCUUCACCUAAGAGCAUUGGGGAAGGGAGUGCCAGCUCGUCUUGCAGUAUAUCUAGGAGAUACUAUAAAGUUGCUUUGUUCAUCCCAAAGUACGCUUAGGCUCAGGUCAAUUUGAGGAAUGAAACAUUAAGCCCCACCUAUUGUGUAUUAUGAUUAGGGUACUUCUAGAACUACACAUCACCUGUCUUAAUAUUAUUGCUUUCUUAAUUAGUUCAAUGUAUCCUUCAUUUUUUAAGAAAGUUAGGAUUUCUGACUUUAAUUUUAACAUUUCAUGUCAGUUGAAUUCCAUUUUAUUUCUAAUUGUAGGGACCACCCAGAUGUCAUUAAGAGACGAUUCAUCAGUGUAUCAAUUGUGUGUGUCACAGCCCCUUUUAUUCUUUGGGCUGUUGCAAAAAGUUCAGACAAAGCUGAGGUUAGUUCACUUUGAGCUGGCUAAGUAAUGUUUUUGUUAUGUUGUUUUUUAAUUUCCAUAAUAGAGCCAUACUAUUUGCUGAAAUCAUAAUUUGUUAUAUUUUAAAAAUGUAUUUUUCUCUUAAUAAACUUAUUCAGGCAAAUGAUCUCCUGACAUGGCUUGGUAUUCGUUUUUGGGGAUUUCUACCAUCUUUGGUUGUGCCCCUUUUUCUAACCAUGGUAUGUUUGAUCUGAUUUUCCAAUCAUUCAAAAUUUGUUAUGAGGUUGACUAAUUUCUCAAUUCUGUUUAAAUUUUUUUUUUUCAAUUCACAUAAUCGUUUAAGUUUUUUGUUCCAUUUUUGAAAUAUAAUGGAAUGAUAUAAAUUUUAUUUUAAGAUCAUAGCUUCAUAUAAUCAUAUAUUAAGAAUAAGCAAGAGGGGGGGGGGGGUUUAAAUAUCUCGUAAUGUUUUUCAACAGAGGCAUUCAGAGAGCAAUAUGAUUUAUAUGAGUGUGUUUAAACUUAACACUGUCAAGAUGUUAAAAUCCCUGAAAAUCCUUUGUGUGGGGAUAUUCCUUUUUUUAGAAAUGAGAACAGAGUUAGUGUGCCUAAUUGCAGAUUGGAUUAUGAGCUUAGGGAUACAAUAAACGAAGGGGUAUACUGAAGGGCUAGUAGUGUUCAGGUGGUCAGUACUGCAGGGGAGAGCAAGUGAGUAGGAAUACUGAAUAGAGUAGUGUUUCCUGUGGUUAGCAGAAGUAGUUCCUUGGCUAAGUUUGUUAACAGAACUUAAUUGCUUAGGGGAACCUGUGUUAGUUAGAGUAGAAUUAGAAUGCAAUAUUGUAUUCAUUAAGAAGGACUUCGCAUCAAGUGUUUGUGUAUACUAGUGUAAGAGUUUCGCAUGUCAUACACUAGAUGUAAACUCAAUGACAACCUACACAAUUCUUUACAUUUGGGGGCUUAUCAUCAAAGGAUCAGAAACUCAUGCAAGUAGUACUAAUCAUAUCUCUACACCUAAUCCCUAUCACACAAAGGACUACACAUAAAUUGGUGUGUGCCUUGCAAAAAAAGUUUUUAAUUCUUCCUGAAUCAGUGCUUGUGAAGAAAGUUCAUAAAAAUGUGGUUUCUCUAAAGCAUUUGGAUUGUCAUCAUAUAAUCAAAGUCUUUGUUAAUCUACUGCUACUGAAGCUUUCAUUAGUGAAAGCCAGUCAUCAGGAUUUUAAGACUAGAACAGUAGGGACAGGGGCUGCCCAUUGGAGCUCUCUUCUUUUAAUUCGAGGAUCACUUACAGUGUGUAAUCAAAGGUGCCACGGCGGGGGUAGGUGGCAAUAGUCAUAGUUAUCCUUCAAGCACUCCGCUUUUGUCCUCAUUACAAUUUUUUUUUAGACCAGUUUUUAUUUUUCGGGGGUGAGGGUUGUUGUCUGUCUGGGGAAAGUUUUCUUGCAGUCCCAUAACUAGCCAAACUUCAUUUUUUUUAUACUUUAGAGACAGCUGUUAAGUUUAUUUAGUACGAAAUGUGUUUCAACUUGAUGAUUGAUGAAUUUUUUUAUGUAUUUUUAGUACAGUAAUUUCAAUGUAAAUUUAACAUUGGAAAGAUUGACUUAAUCUUUCAAAGAGGACAGAGGUUCUGACAGGGGCUUUUUGUUAUAAGCCGAAGUAACGAUAACCAUAAUAAAGAGGAGUGAUCCAAAUCUAACUGGAAAAGUUAUAAAAUUUAAUAGAUUAGACUUGAAUGAUGGAUACAGUUAAAUAGUAUCAUCCUUGAGGUUUGAAUGACAGUUAUAGUUAAAUAAUAUAAUCUAGGAGAUGUAAUUCCCCAAACUAUAAUACAUAUAAGUCAAAAUAAACAAAGUUUCUUAGAUUUUUAAAAUGUGGACCCCAGUGUAUCUUAUUGACAGAACAAAAGAUGAGGGACUGUUACGCACUGACUUAUAUUGGGAGAAGUUAAUCUCCUAUUUUAAUUUUAAUUGGCUCGUUGUAAACAGUGCCUAACAAAGGACGAUACCAUUGAAUCAACAAUAUUAAAGAUACGACCCAAAACAGUUUCUAGUUACAGUUAAUUAAGAUUUAUUAUGUCUUAAGAUAAUUACAAAAGAAAAGAAAAAUAUAAUUACAAUCUUCAACUUAUAGUAUGGUAGAUCUUGUACCGGUACACAGUUAACACAGUUAGAAUAACGUGCCAAUAAAUAAUGCGAAAUAAACACAUAUAAGCUCACAAAUACACAAAGAAUAAAACACGCCUCGUAAUGUUAAGAAAAUUUAUCUGAAAUCUCCGUCCCUCGUCUGUGCCUGUCAAUCCCUUAUAUAGGUGGGUCUACCGACGCCUAAGCCCUGCCUUCGACAAGCUACAUGGCAUUUCUAGAACCAUCAGAUUCAUUCUACAAAACACUACUUGGAACAGAUUAAUUAUUUUUAGUAGUUGGCGGUGUAAACAAGAAAUACAUCAAAAGCCUAAGCCACACCCCUUUGUGAACACAGCGUCUCAUGCGGGGUCAAUCAGAGGGCACGCACGAGAAAUAUUAUGUAAACAAGCUCUCUAUAACAAAGUUGGCGGUGUAAACAAGAAAUACAUCAAAAGCCUAAGCCACACCCCUUUGUGAACACAGCGUCUCAUGCGGGGUCAAUCAGAGGGCACGCACGAGAAAUAUUAUGUAAACAAGCUCUCUAUAACAGGGACCAAGUGAAGAUAAUUCUAAGUGAGGGCAGUUCUAAGUGAUGAUAAUUCUGCUAUUAUUAUUUUAAAAGACUUUCAUAAAGUGACAGUGAUAAGAGGAAAUGAGGUCUUAGAUAUCAUAUAUUUGAUUUUAUCUUAUGUUAAAGAAAGAGUGGAGCACUUUAAACAAACAAUGAUUUGAUAGGCAAGAUAAUAUAAGAAAAACUAAAUGAUUUGGCUCAUAAAAAUAAAAAACUAACAGAACUAACUAAACACAGAACUCACUGCUGUAAAUAAUGAAUUAGAUAUACAAAGACAGCUCAACCAAUAAACACUUGUUUAUGAAAAUUAUAUAUAGUACAUAAGAAAUUCAAACACUACACAUAAAGAGAAGAAUAAGAAAAUUGACAAACUGAUCACUGAACUUUCUAAAUCACAAGUCAUACCCUAGACCAGUGUUUUGCAACCUUUUUUGUGGCUUGCCCCACCUAAGCCUUUCUAAAAGUCUUAUGCCCCCCAUGUAUCAUAUACAUAAUUUUUAAUAUUCUAAAAUAGGGUUGUUCACUGAAGAAACUUAAAUGAUUGUUACAACACUUUUAAGGAACGCUUAUUUUAAAUUGAGACGUUAAAAAUUCUCCUUUUAAAAUACAAGUUAAAUCAUAGUAGACGGUUGGUUUUCAAAAACUAGAAGCUCAUUUUUCAAAUUGCCCCCCUGUGACAACACAAAGACACCCACUUUUUAAAAAAAAAAAAGCAACACUCGGAAAGAUUUCCACAUGUAAUUUGGUAAUGACAUCUUAACUUUCUUUUUCUGUUUUAGAGGCAAAAUACUGGACCAAUUCUGUGAAAAACUAUGUAUGGCUUCGUAAUCAUAUUGUUGUAAGUACAGCCCUAGAAAAUAAGAUAUUUAUACAUGUUAUUGUUAAAAAUCUUUUGUGCAUUCAGUCCAAACUAUGAAAUUAACUUACAAAAAAUGUAAUCUGAAACUUUUACUUUUUAUUUUAAAGGUUUAACAAAGUUUUCUGUUGCUUUUAAAUCAACAUGUCUUUGACUUUGUAGUCUCCACUUCAUGUUGCACUGUUGGCUCUGAUCUGAAAAGGUAAUUUGACAUCAUCUAACCAUCUUUAUAUUUCAGGCGCCACUGUCAGAGGAGUUCAUCUUUCGAGCCUGCAUGUUGCCCUUGUUAGUGCCUUGUUUAGGAACUGGAUGGGCCAUCAUUUUGUGUCCAAUGUUUUUUGGUGUUGGUGAGUAAAUCUGCUUCUUGUGAAAUGGUCAAGCGAGAUUUAAGUGAAAUGGUCUUGUGUGAUUCUAGCAUUUCUGAAGCAGUUGUUUUUUAAAUUAAAAUAAAAAUGUAUUUUCAAGAAUAUCUUCUUAUUUUGUACAUUAUUUUAUAUUGUUAUUUCUUUCCUUUAUAGCCCAUUUUCAUCAUAUGAUUGAAAAAGUUGCUCAUGGUCAACAAGAAGUGGCAGCAGCAUUUAAAGAAUCUUGUAAGUUUUUUGAAGACCUAUUUUCUAUUCUGGAGUAAAAAGUUAAGUGUCACUACUAAAGAUUUUAACAACUAGGUGAUACCUAAAAUACUCUAUAAGACCCAUUUAUUUUUUCUCUGAUUUCUUAAUCCUCAGUAUUCCAGCUUUCUUACACCACUGUAUUUGGUGCUUAUUCAGCUUUUCUGUUUCUGAGGACAGGUUUGUAUACUUAAUAAUAGAUUAUAUAAUUGUAUGUGUUAUUGUUAACGAUGUUUCAAAAUUUAUGAAUAUGUUUUUAAAAAGUACUGUGCAUGCUAAUUGAGAAUGCAUGAUUAUAAAACAAUAAUUUCAUAUGGAUAUUGUAUGCUAGCCUAUUUCUUAAUCUUCAGUUUGCUGUGAGUAAUUGUGAUGGUAAGAAAAUAAAAAGGUAAAAUUAAGCUUUUCUGAAAUUUGACUAAUUGUGGAUAUUGUUUUCCAGGUCAUCUGGCAGCGCCUGUGAUCGCCCAUGCCUUCUGUAACCACAUGGGAUUUCCUUCAUUUGGUGAAAUCAUGGGCUACCAACCUUCUACACGGUACAGGCUGAUGGCCCUUUUUGCCAUUGGUUUGGUUUUAUGGUCUCUGUUUUUGUUUCCAUUAACGUCUCCGUCACUUUAUGCAAAUGAUGUGUAUGUUAUAUAAUUUGUAUUGUCUAAGCUGAUAGGUGGCAUUGUUUAUCAAAUUUUGUUGGUCUUUAAAAAAAUUAAUUGUGCAUUAAUAAGAGCUGAAUUUUAAUAAAUUCUAGUAGCAUCAAAAUUCUUCCCAAGAAUUAACUAGCCAGCAUUGACUCUGUUGAUUUCAACUUUUUUCAAUGAAUACAAUAUUCACUCAUGAUGAAAUUUGAAUAUUUAUCACCCUGUGUUCGGAUAAACAAGAGAAUGCGGCCAGAAUUUAAAAAAAUAAAAUGUGGGCUGCAAAUCGUAAAAUAUUUUGAUGCAGUAGUGUGAGUCAGUUUUUCUUGAUUUGGCCAAUGUUUAGGGCAUAGGAUUUUGAAUUAUUCAAAUAUUGAAUGGUGUGAAAUUUUUAAUUUGGUAAAUGAGUUUAAGACACAGGGCUUUUAAUUUAAAUUCCUGCUUACAGCAAAAACACAUUUUGCACUGGCAAUGAUAAAUAGAGCUGAUGCAACAUGUGGUAGGUAUUACCUGUCUUGAAAGUCUUGACAAAAAUUGGUUGUAGUUCUCUUGAUGAGAUGGAAGUGUACAUACAUAUACGGGUAACAAAAGUUCAGAUGAUUCCUCUUCAUUUCCCCCUCUUCUGGUUUAAAGAGAUUCUUAGAUUUUACAAUAACACUUAAAAUAAAAGCUGUGAUUUUUUUUUUUAUGCACUGUUAUCAAUUUAUUUCAACUACCAAAACUGCUUAAAAAAUUGUAUAUGAAUUUUAAAAUUUUGUUAAAUUAAAAAUGAUUUAUUAGUUUAAAGAUCAAAUGUAAGACCUGGAGAGCAGUUUUAUACCCCAUUUCUAUUAUUUUUGAAGUGCAUUUCUGUUACCUUGAACUAUCUCCUAGUUUCAUAACUUAUCAGUGUUUGACUUUGUGGCUUGCCCCACCUAAGCCUUUCUAAAAUUCAUAUGCCCCCCAUGUAUCAUAUACAUAAUUUUUAAUAUUCUAAAAUAGGGUUGUUCACUGAACAAACUUAAAUGAUUGUUACAACAAUUUUAAGGAACGCUUAUUUUAAAUUGAGACUUUAACAAUUCUCCUUUUAAAAUACAAGUUAAAUCAUAGUAGACGGUUGGUUUUCAAAACCGAGACAGCUCAUUUUUCGAAUUGCCCCCCUAAACAAUCAAAUUGCUAAUAAGCUGAAAGACAGAGUAUUAAUUAAAUCCUUUGUGUUACAUCAGCUGACGCCUAUUAAUUUGCCAUUGAUAAUUUUUAUGUAAAUAUGAUUUGUACUUUCAACUUGUGUAUUUGAAUUUAUUGUAGUUUAAUAGUUCAAAUUUAAUUACAGUUGUAGACCAGCUAUUUGGGUUACAAGGAGUAAGUAAAUAUUUUUAAAACAAAGUAAAUAAACUACAGUUAGCGCCCCUUGAUCUACGAUAUAUUAAUGAAUUCAGAUAAGUGAUUAGGAAUGCAAAAUAUGAAGGGGAAAAGUCUGUUAGUGAGCAUCCAUUUAAUUUAUAUCUACAUGUUUAUUUUGUUUCUUUAAUUAGACUCAGUCACACAAUAAAUUGUUUACAAAUAAAAGUUCGACAUGUGCUACUUUCUUUUAAUCUAGAACAAAACUUCCUUUGUACUGGUAAGGGGAAAGCAUUGAUGCUGUGCACAGUGUGAUCAUAAAUUACAAAGCAUUGAUGCUGUGUUUAGUGUGAUCAUAAGGAAAAGCAUUGAUGCUGUAUUUAGUGUGAUCAUAAGGAGAAAACAUUGAUGCUGUGCACAGUGUGAUUUAUCUUUUAUUGAUCCAAAUAAAUGAAAAUGUCAUUUUCUUACAUUGUACAUAUUCAUUUUCAGCACAUAAAUAAAUACAUGUUUAAAUCAAGACAAUAUGUUACAAUUAAAACAGUUUAAACACAAGAGAUCUAAUCAUCUAAAGUAUUUCUCUAAUAAAAAUUGAGCCAUGAAUGAACUCCUUUAGUGACAAUAAUGGCUUAAUUAGUUAUCAUUUUGAUUUGGUAAUCGCUUUAAAGAUGCAAAUUUAGAGUAUAAUGAAAAAAUGUUAUCAUGCUCUUUUUCCAUUGUCAGUUAACUAUAGAUCUACAGCUUAAAUUCAUUUCUUUUUGCCAUUGUUAGUUAACUAUGCAGCUUAAAUUCAUUUUUUUAACAGCCAUAAGAUUUGGCAUAUAUUCAAUAGACUGCCCUUUAGUUUUGAUAAUGUGACUCUUUAAUGCCGCUGAGAAUCACCAGCCAUUUGUUUUAGUUUAUUUUUCACCAACUCUUUUUUUUUUCUAGAAAGGUAGUUUGUAAAAUCAAAAAUUCUGCACUGAUGUUGCUUAAAAGGUUAUUGAUUGGCAGAUAUGCUAUGAACAGUACAGCUCAGUUAUCCUUAAAUUAAAAUGUUUUUAGGCCUUACAGUGUGAUAAAUCAGAGGUUUUCAGCCAAUUUCUCUACUUUAAAUAAUGAAGAUGAUUAUUCUGAUAUUAGUUACAGGUAUUAACAAAGUUGAUAGUUUUAGACACUUCAUUUUAUUUUGGAAAAGAAAUGCCUGUAGAUCUUUUAGCAGAGGUUAAAAGGGUUGUUACAUUUUAUCUGUGCAUACUGUUAUGGUUAAAUAUGGCAUCAGGAGAGGUUUGUUGAUGCUGUGCUAGUCUCCUUACAUUUAAAUUUGGCUCUGGCCAUUCUUUGGGUGUUCAUUUAUUCUGCCCGUUUUCUGUUUAAAAAAAAAAAAAAUUAUUUAACAUUUGAAUUAAUGGAAUUCAAUAUACAUACCAGUGCAAUUAUUUAUUUUUUUUAACUGAUUUUUGUAAUAGCAAAAAACUUAUUGUAGCC
Molecule: messenger RNA, 17492 nt
Organism: Lymnaea stagnalis (great pond snail)
Lineage: Eukaryota; Metazoa; Mollusca; Gastropoda; Lymnaeidae
Source: the annotation of a GenBank genome assembly